GACCACUCCAGAAGUGGAUUUAUACUCAAGCAUGUGAAUAAUGAGGAGAUAUGAUGAAUCGAGAUGCUUGUAUGGAACAGUGCUAGCUGUGCUGUUGAUGAUAGUACUUAUGUCUGUAGCCACGUCUUCGUAUCCACAAAAAACUAUGAACAAACACAUCAGGAAACGUGCAUCUAGUUUACUAGAGAUCGCUGCAUGUGAAAGUCUCUCAGAAGGCGAGUUAAAGCGACGUCUUGGAACAGCUUUUGAUGAUUCUAGAAUGAAACUGCGAAAAGGCAGAAAAAAUCGGAAAAGAAAAAAACAAAGAAAAAAUAAGCAAUCACGUAAGGGUAAAAAACACAAUAGAAAGGAAGAUGUGCUGGAUAGUAGUGAUGAAAUUGAUAGGACUGCAGCUCAGCUUAUCGGGUAUGAGGAGGCAGCAUUUACAGACGCUACGUCAGUGGAUGUGGAUGACACGUCUUUGUUUACAGACUCUGUUGAAACGGAGCCUUACUAUACUCCAGUAGAAUACAAACGCAGCUUUAAAGGCACUGAAGCCACGAUGUAUCAUAACAACAGAACACAUCGUGAAGACAAGAGAAUUGAGAAACGUUCUAUAUCAGCCUUAGAACCUUGGCAGUGUAAAAUGAAAACUGAAUGGGUUAAAAUGAAAAAAGGAGUAUUUCCUCCAUAUAUUCAAACAGGAAGAUGUCUCUCGACAGAGUGUAUGGGUGGAGUAAUGUAUGAGUGUGUGCCUAAAAAAUAUGUGAUUAAAAUAUUAAAAAGAGACCCAAACUCUUGUAAUCCAUUGCCGAAUCUGAACUCAUCGACUACAUACGAAGAGUCGUGGAAGAUAUCUCGACACGAUGUAACUGUGUGCUGUGAAUGUCGAAGAAAAAGAAAAAUUAGGCGAAAAAAGGGUUGGGACGAAAGAUGACCAUUGCAGAAAAUACCCGUAUGUUUACCGGGUAAACAUGAUCAUAAUUGUCACCCAGUGAAUGCGUAUAUUUCUUCACCAUCAACAUGUGGAUGAAAGAUGGUUUAAGUGGCACGGGUCCAAAGCUCCUUUAAGAGGGCUAUAUAUGUUCUACCCCCAGCAUUAGGCCAAUACAACUGAAGCUGUUCGAAUUCGAUAACUAUAAUGGCCUUCAACUUGCCUGCCUAAAUACAAGUGGAGGAAGAGCGAGAAUAGUUGCAUUUAUUCUAUUAGCAAUAUUCUUCCUUAUCAAUGAUUGAUAAGAGAGCAUCGUCGAAAAGUUUUUGUGAAUGUUAGAAGUACACGAAUGAGAUAACGUUAAUUGAUGGAACAGUCAGUUGUGGUUGUUUACAGUUGUUUAUAUUGCAUCUUUUGCAUAUCUUGGAAUGCAGAGAAUCAUUUGAAAUUAUCACAAACACACA
This is a messenger RNA of Owenia fusiformis, 1377 nucleotides long. NCBI's taxonomy places the organism in Eukaryota, Metazoa, Annelida, Polychaeta, Sabellida, Oweniidae. The record is from the annotation of a GenBank genome assembly.